AAAUAACCAAAGAUCAUGGCGGUCACUUUAGUCUCUACUAUUGUAUUUUUCUCCCUCUUUUGUGAUGUUUAUUCACUUCCGGUUGAGAGCUGCCCAAUGUACGGCUGUCGUCCGUCGGGGACUUUUUCGUAUGUUCUAAGCGUUACUUCUAACGUAUCGUUAGCUUGGCCCAAGAGUUUUGUACAAGGACCGUAUGUUAAUUCCCUCGGCUGUGCUGCAAACGAUGUCAAUAUUGUAUGUCAAGCUAAUGGAUUACGAGAUGAGGGAUAUGUGACCUUGAUUCCAGACAAUGGUACAGUAGCCUGGUAUGGAGACGUUCUGAGGCGGCCUACAUUGCCUAUCAUGGACAUUUAUGGUGAUGUCAUUGGUACAGAUGGACAUAACCUAGUGAUGUUUGACGCAGAUGGAAAAAUAGAGAAACCGCUGAUCAAUCUCGGGGAGAGUUUGUUUCCUACUUACAGUCUUACACUUUCCGAAGACAACGGCAUCAUAGCCAUUGUUUCACGACAGGGGCUACUGGUUACCAAGGAAUCUAAUGGCAUACCUCAUGCCUCCAUGGAUUUCCGGGCAGAGGAAGAGAGAACCAACGGAACUUUUAUACCAGUAGCGCCACCUGUUGUGUCAGGACAUCGUAUUUACAUCCUUACAGAGUUUCGACCGGAUUAUAGUCUACAUCAGCCUGAUAUCCUUGGAAUGCAACGUUUGUUUGCUAUUGACAUGAAAAACGUGAUGAUGGGUCGUCUAGAAACAGCCUGGGUUUUUAACUUUGAAAGACUGGAUAGAUUAGGUCCGCUUGUCGGUGAAUAUCAACAAAACAAGCAGAAUGCGCGAAAUGAAAAUCAGGAGGCUGGAUUUGGUGUUGCUCCACAAAUAUUGAAAAACACGGACACAGAUAUGAUCUACGUAAACUUGCCACCACCAGAGGGUGCAAUAGAUGCUCUACAUCUCCUCUGGGGUUUCAAAGAUGUAGCAAAUGGUACAGAUCCCGAUCUUAUUUUUAAAAUUCCACAGCCAUUGUCAAGAAUUGCUAUGUUCGAAUCCAAUAGUGGACCAGUUGUUGGAAAAAGGAAAAACAAAAAUUUGGGGGGAAAAUACAAACCUUUAACGCAAAGAAGAAAAGUAAAUAGCGCCUCGUUAUGGGGUGUUUCAGUGAAUAGAAAACUUAUUCUUCAGCUAAACCCAGAUGAUGGAACUGUGAAAAAUCAAAUUAGCCUCGAUUCUGCGCUAAAUAUGACGUCAUCAGUCGUUACAUCUAAGAUAAUGGUAGCACGUUCUUCUGGCAGUUCGGAUGAUUUUCUCAUAUUUGGAGUGCAGGUAACACCUUCUAAAACUGGCGAAGGGGUAAAGGGAUUCCGAGAGCUGAAGGGCAGAAAAACGGCCAUGGAUUCUCCAAAGAAUUAUGUUGUAAGUUUUAGGGAAAACAAAGUGAACUGGGUGUUUGAGACUCCAAAUAACCGAGAGGUGAAGGGACAAAUAGCUGGAGUACAGCGCUCCUCCGUGGACGGGUCCGACUUACUGGUCGUGUUUACCAGUGAUUCUGAAGAAUCCGAAGUGUUUGCUCUAAAGUUUGACAAGACACCGGAAACUCUUAAUAAGCCAAAAGUGGAGGAAGACCCUGGAAACCCUUAA
Messenger RNA from Saccostrea cuccullata (small rock oyster), 1629 nucleotides. RefSeq lists its product as uncharacterized. Bases 16 to 1629 code for a protein of 537 amino acids. Lineage: Eukaryota; Metazoa; Mollusca; Bivalvia; Ostreida; Ostreidae. The transcript is spliced from 5 exons. The record is from RefSeq and is a predicted model, not a curated record.